AUGGACUUCCCGAGGGGCGCAAACACCAACAUACAUCUCAUUGAAGGAUUCUCUAAUAUUUACUGGAGAAUAUAUACAGAAGAGGUUGGCGCCACAAAUAACCCACAGGAAGGCCCCGCCAAUGGCUACACUAUUCUCAAACACCUAAGUCGUCUCAAAGACCUCGAGGCUCGACUGAGGAAUUUAAAUUGCCUGGCAUCAUGUCCAAGACGACUGGGGCUUUGGGUUUUCUCCCCCACUCCCGACUUUGAAAGUCUGCAACCCCUGUAUGUGAGGGGAAACGAGGCAGAAUCUGUUAGAAUCGUUAUCGGGACCACAACUUUGAAAGUCUCUGCUUCAGGGAGUGUUUCUUCAUUGGACUUGGUAAAAGGCCUGUCGUCUGACAACCACAACCAGCCUGCCACCCAACCCAAUGGACAGUCCCGCCCGGCCCAGGGUCAGCCAUCAUCUCGCCGUCAAGAUAGCUUUAGUAGCUCGGCAGCCAUUUACGCCUCAUUCAUUUCCGCAGUGACUGGCGCGAUUAGCUUACAGUUGGCCCGACAGUAUGGUGCUCUGCCGCUUGGAUCACGCACUCUUUUCACCGCAGUGGAGAAGUUGGGCUAUGAGGCUCCACACAUCAACAAUGAUAGUAUCCUCUCCACUUCAUGCCUAACGACGCUUAAUGUUCAACUCACGAUGGCCGGAACAAUCACUGUUUCUGCUCAAACACUUUCUCAAGCGGCUAUUAUGCGGCUGUGUGAUCCGCGAGAUGGCAUUACCCAUCCGAUUGUCGCAAAGCCUGGUAUCGAUGUAUGGCUAUGCCCAAAUGGGACGAUCGCCAGACUUGUCACGACCAGCGUCGAUCCUUCAGUUGCUCCCACCUCGAAUCACACCACACCCGGGGAUAAUUCUGCAAAACAUACGCAAUGGAAGUUAGAUGUUCUGCAGUGGCUUCGGAAUUUUGGCAUACAUGUUGAGGCAAUAAACGAAGAACCUUGGGUGGAGGUGGAAGUGUGGGAACCAUUUUUUGCGAGGCUUGCUGGGGAAGCAUGGCGACAGAGUGAUGAUAGUCCAUCUUCGCUGCCCUUGAAACGCAUGCUGUGGCCGGCGAGAUUCUGCUUCAGAAGAGCUACUUCAUCAAAAUCCUCCUCGGGGGCUCAGACUUCUCUUCUUGGCGAACCCUUAGAUUUUGCAGAGCAAUGGUCCGCCGUGACUAGCUCUCUCAACCUAGACCUUGCUGUCAAUCUCCAAGACACUCCUCUCGCUCAAGAAGUCUCGACUGGGGACCAUGAAAUGGUACAAUCUCCCAAAGUCCAGAUCAAUGACAACAUAGAGAGUUUAUCUCGACUUGCACAGUACCCUGACCUCCAAUCUGCAAACCUUGUGUAUCCCACUCCGCCAGAGGGGGCUGCUGCCAUUGGACCAAGCGCUCUAAACCCAGCUGAGGCCUUCGUGGACGGCUCUGAUUUUGGGAUUUCUCGUGCCCAACAACAGAGUCCCAAAGGAAAUGCUCCAUAUUCUGGCACAUCUCCAAACCCGAACAAUGGUAUUGGAGUUGGCACUGGUCGAUAUGAUGAGAGUGACGAGGAAGAUCUUUUUGGUGAAUUAGAUGGCAAAGACUUCGGGUCGAAGGGUAUCACAGACGCGGACUUCAACUUCUUUGACGACCCAGACUUCGACGGUAUAGGCGGGGAUAACUCGCCGGAAGAAACCGAACAGGCACUCCAAUUAUCCCCUGACCAAAACUACCUGGACCACGAUGCCAUGGUUGAUAAUACCUCAUCUCUCAAUCAAAUGCCGGAAACUGAACAACAAGUCCUCGCACGGGAUGACCACCCUUCCCAAAUACACGAGCAAGUGCCAGACUCACCUGGUCAAGCCAGCCUCGCCGAUGAGCAAGCUCAAUCACCCACAGACCGAGCACCUCAACCAAUCAGCCCACCCCUGAGCCCAGUAGAGGUCAGAAAGAUACUGUUCCCCGGGCUUCAGUCAGAUUCCAAUCAGUCUACCAGUAAUCGGAGGCAAGGCCAUUACCUUCCAGUCGCAUUUCAGAACAGGCUUGGCAAUUGGGACCAGAAGUAUGGAUCGACUGGCAAAUUUUGGUUCUCUGCCGAUACUUCAUCCGAGACCUCAAAUCAGACAUCUGCGAUACCAAUUAUCGGUCGACCUCACCGCGCUCCGGGCAGUGUGAACGGACCUGGUUUUGCGAGGGAGAGCAAAUCUUCGAACUCUGUACCUACUGCAGAGCAAGCUCCUCGUUCAGCUUCCGUCAGCAGUGAUGAUAGCGAUGACAGUGUCGAGAUGGUUUGGGAAUCCGCGCCAACGCCGACCGUUGUAUCAACCUUGGCUUCUCUCAAACGCAAGCGAGCUCCAUCUGAUACUGAUUUGUUGUCAGUUGCAUCACCAGAGAAACCUUUGCCUGCAAACGAUACAGCUACUGCAACUACAACUGCAACUGAAAACUCUACUUUCUUGGGCAACUUCCUGGCCAACUUCUCCGACUGGUCUUUGGCCGGGUAUUUUUCGGCAUUCACACCACAUCAACAACCCGUACUUCUCCGCCGAGAACAUCAGCUUCAAGUUGCGCAACUUUUAGUCGACCAGAUCACACAGUCAUCCCUGAAACAUUCACUCGACGGUCACAUCUCCCUUUCUGAUCUGGAAACUCAAUGUCCCUCACUGCAAGCCCUCGACGAUAUAAGUCUAUUAGGCGAUGCCUCCAAGCUGGACCUGAAGAGAUACACGUCAUUGCAAGAUGAACUGUUUGCCAGCCAAUCGCAACAACAGCCACCACCACAUCCACCGGCGGUGAAAGAAAGUCCAAGAGGUUGCACUGUGAAGUUGCCGGCGCCCCAUAUACGUAUUCGUCGCGGUAAAGAAUUUUUAGAAGCACUUCCUCCGGCUAUUUCUUUCUGGGAGACUUUUGGGUUGGAACCAGCCCAUGGACCAAAAGAGAUCUCUGCUUACUGCAUUCAUCCAACAAUUGCGUCCAAGGCAGCAGAUGUGUUUUUGAAUCGGUUUGGUCUCCUCUAUCAGAGUUGCAAUCUCGGAAAUCAUUCUAGAGGGGAAUGUUCACUGUCAUUCGAAGAUGGUUUGAGGCCAUGGCAAUCCGAAUCGUCUCGCUAUGAAUCUAUGAUGCAGGUACUUAGGGGCAUUUGCGAAGAACUUGGUUCGGAGCUCUCACAGUCCGCGCCAAGCGCUGAAAAUUGUGUUGUCUAUAUAAUAAACCCUUUCAAGAAUGCUGCUGCGCUCGCGGAUAUUUGCUCCGCCUUCUGGCAUCUCUUUCAACGACUACUCGCUGAUUCCGAACGCCGGCAAGCCCGGCCUGUGAAUGAGCUUGUCUUGCAAAUCAUUCCACUGGACUUCGUCAUGUCAAGUGAAACGAUGGUUGUGCCUCCGCAGUCUGACUAUUUGAACUUAGCACUUGAAGUCUACGGCCGAUGCCGUCCAACAGACGCUGAUGCGAGCUCCUUGCUCUGCACGCCACCCAUCUUGUUGGCUGAUCCUCUACCAUCGAGCAUUAGCUUCCGGCUUGCAUCCGAGCGGGCAUCGCCACUCAAAGAUGGACGAAGCCUUCACAUUGCUUAUUCCCGAAGUCUGGAUCAGCGUUGGAUAUCGGUGGCAUGGUCUGAUGUCUCGGGUACCAUCCAAAGAACCAUGUCUUACUGCACGAGAUACCGCCAAUCAGGUAGCAGUAGGCCAAUUGCCGAAGUGCGGCAGGAGAUAUGGACGACGACAAGGCACAUCAUGGAUAAACUCCAAGCGCGAUGGAGAGUCCAAUUAGUGACCACCGAACCUAUGGAGCCUGAUGAGGUCGAAGGUUGGGCAACCCUUGCAGAACAGUACAACAAGCUACGACCAGGCUCUUUGGAAUUUACUAUCCUCGCCGUCAACGUUAUUCCCGACUUAAUACUUGAGCCCCCAUACCCAUCCGCCUCGAUUUCAAUGCUCAAUUCACUCUCCUCAUCAACACCCGUUUCUACCCCUAAUCCAAGCACCAGCAUUGCAUCUCCUGAACAAUCCGGAAAUGCAGCGACUCCCACCAGCACCGGACCUGCUGCCUACAGUGCUCCUACCCCAACAGAAAUGUCACUUGACACCGACCCCGAAGCUGUCCUCGUUGACAUUUGUGACGAGUCGUGGUCAGCCGUCUUGUCCCACCGCCUCAACAGCUCUCCACACCUCACCGAAUUCCGACCAGCUUUGUCUAGCGGGUAUCUCCUUCGCCGCAAAGGUGCUACGGACAGCGACGGCGUUUACGCCAUGGCUGUCAACCUCAUCCAUUCCUCUCACCCUGUCGCCACUCACGAUUGUGUCUUGAGAAAAGUCCUGAGAAUGUACCGGGACAUGAGUUGCCUAGCCCGGGCUAAGGGCACAUGCAGCGUGCAAAACAACACACUGCCCUGGCAUAUUGUGACAGCUCUCCGUGCACAAGAGCUGCUGAGUUAUGUUUUUUGA
This is a messenger RNA of Penicillium olsonii, 4437 nucleotides long. Lineage: Eukaryota; Fungi; Ascomycota; Eurotiomycetes; Eurotiales; Aspergillaceae. The record is from the annotation of a GenBank genome assembly.